UUUGUGAAAAUUGAAGAAAUAAAGCCCCACACGCACUCAAUUAUUAUAUAUGUAUAUAACAACCUAUCUCCUAUAAUGAUUCUUUCCCGUUACAACAUACAACCGAAAAUCCCAAACCAGCAUAUUCCAAGAUGAGCGGAGAAGACACGGGGUCGGUGGAGGAGCAGCAGAAGGGCAUGAAAGCACCACUGCUGCCAGUCCAAGAUUCAGCAUCACACAACAGCAACCAGCAAGUGAUGACCCUGAAAUCAUUUCUAACACUGAAGAACUUGUACAUAAUCCUAGGACCCUUGCUAUCCCUGCUGAUAUGCUUGCUGGUAAAGCUGAAGGAUGCUCCGGCAAGUAGUGUGAAGAUGCUGGCGGUGAUUGCAUGGGUAUUCGCGUGGUGGGUGACGGAGGCGGUGCCGCUGCCGGUGACUUCGUUGUGCCCGCUGUUCCUGUUCCCUCUCUUUGGAAUCGGUUCUGCGGAUAGUGUUGCUCACUCUUACAUGGACGAUGUAAUCACCCUUGUUUUGGGUAGUUUCAUUCUUGCUCUCGCUGUUGAACGAUACAACGUUCAUAGAAGAUUGGCUUUGAAUGUAACGCUGUUGUUUUGUGGCGACCCGCUAAACCCAGCAAUGCUACUCAUGGGUCUGUGCGCCACCACAUUCUUUGUAAGCAUGUGGCUCCACAACGUGGCGGCGGCGGUCAUGAUGAUGCCGGUGGCCACGGGUAUCCUGCAGCGGCUACCACCGCCUGGUGUACGCUACACCCAUCGGAGGGAUAAGCACGCUAACGGGCACGGGAGUCAACCUUAUUCUGAUUGGGAUGUGGAAGAGCCUUGUGCCUGGUGCCAAGCCCAUUAGCUUCAGCACCUGGUUCUUCUAUGGCUUCCCUGUCGCCGCUCUCUUGCUCAUUGCCUUCUGGUGCAUCAUGUGCUCCCUCUAUGUUCAAAAGGGCUCGGCCCGGGCCUUGUCUGCUUACUUGGAAAAAGCCCACUUGAGGAGGGACCUUGAAGCUCUAGGUCCAAUGUCUUUUGCUGAGAAGAUGGUCUUGUCUGUUUUUGGGCUGCUGAUCUUACUAUGGAUGACUAGAAAUAUCACGGAUGAUAUUCCUGGAUGGGGAUCUUUAUUCAAUAACCUUGUUGGUGACGGAAGUGUUAGUGUUUUGGUAGCUGUGUUAUUGUUCAUAAUCCCAAACAUGAAGCAAGAAGGGGAGAAGCUAAUGAGCUGGAAUGAAUGCAAGAAGUUACCAUGGAACCUAAUAUUACUGCUAGGAGCUGGUUUUGCCUUAGCAGAUGGAGUGCAAUCUAGUGGGCUAGCAGAUGUGUUUUCAAGAGCCAUAGAUUUCUUGGAAGAUGCACCAUUCUGGGCAAUUGCACCUGCCGUCAGUCUAAUUAGUAGCAUAAUCACCGAGUUCAUAACUUCCAAUGAUGCCACUGCCACACUUAUUGUGCCACUAUUGUACCACAUUGCUAGGACUAUGCAUGUGCACCCUCUUCUUCUUAUGGUUCCGGGAGCAAUUGCAACCGAAUUUGCCUUCUGGCUUCCAACUUCCACACCUUCAAAUGUUGUUGGAUUUGCCACUGGUCACAUUGAAAUUAAGGACAUGCUUAAGCUCGGUGUCCCUCUUAAGGUUGCCGGGAUUGUCGUCCUGUCCAUUCUCAUGCCCACACUAGGGAGUGUUGUUUUUGGAACAAAUGAUGGAACUCAAUGGGUGACACAGGUAAAAGCUCCUAUACGGACUUGAUUGAUUCCUUCACCAAAUUCCAACUUGGUUUGUAAAGUUUUUGGUGUGUCUAUCAUAUAUAUAUAUAGGUAAGUAUUGGAAAAAAAAAAAAAGAAA
This is a messenger RNA of Arachis ipaensis, 1824 nucleotides long. Lineage: Eukaryota; Viridiplantae; Streptophyta; Magnoliopsida; Fabales; Fabaceae. The record is from RefSeq and is a predicted model, not a curated record.